AGGAGAGAAUAAGUAACAUUUUCGUUUCAUUAGAGGUGUAACAACUGUGUUAGGGACACGCCACUAUGUGUUUGGGACACAACUAGCUGUGUGUUUUUCCUCUUAAUUAAUGAAUACAAUUAACAAAGCUUGCUCUCGUGAUAAAUAAAGGUUAGGCCAAGCCAAGCCAAGUGAGACGCCAGAGCUCCGGGCAUAAUUUCGCCUCGGCAUGCUUGGUCCCAUCUGCAAGUUUGUGUAAAAAACAAAGCCAUGGCCAAGUCACUGAGGAGAGAACAAAAAAUGCAUUAUGGAGAGGAUGGUGAGGAGGCUGAAGUUUUUAAAUCUCUGGCUGGACUGAACAGAUCGAUUCUCAAAGGUCUUGUAAGACUGAGAGGGGAGCCACCAAUAUCAAGAACCAGAGAACUAUCUUUGAUGCUUGAAGAAGUGAUGUGGCAUGCUCAGGAAAGCAGGAUCAUACUCAAAGAGAUGCAAGCAAGAGCACGCAUGGCACCGGAGAGUUUUCAAGACCAAGGCACGCAGACCCCCAGAAGAUGGAAGAAAGACGUGGAACUGAAUAGGAAACAGCUGGGAAAGAUGCAACAGUUUGCAGAUGAGGUGUGUUCAGCAGUCGAUGAGGGAUCAAAGCAAGGCUUGCCUGUGAUUGGAGAGUCUCGUCAUGAACAUAAAACAUGGUGUGAACAGUCCUACAGACAUGUUGUUCCUACCAUUCAGCACUGGGCGGAGAUCAUCAUGAAAGAUAAACACACGGAUGCUCGGAGUGAGAGGCAGAAGAAGAAGGAUCUUUUUGAAGCCGAGAAGAUGGUGUCACAUUUUCAGCGGCUGUUUGAUGUUCCCACGAGAGACGGGACCUACACACGGAUGACGGAGGUCUAUCACAGGCUAGAGGAACUCCAGAACAUUCUUCAUACCCUCAAGAGUCUGCUAGGACUACCCGAUAGCAUACCUGCCAACAGAGUGGUAGUGGCCCUGGGUCAUCUCUGUGACCUUCAUUCUGAUACCUCCACUAAACUCUUAAGCCACUUACUGCAGACAGACAACCUUGAAAGACUAAUCCUGUGCCUUGAUCAAUAUCACAAAUUCUUUCCCGCCUUUGAAGGCAUUGCCAAAGAUCUAAUGGAAAUAUUAGGUGUGGAUUCAUUAGGGAAAGUGGUAUCUGCAGUCAGAGCACUGAAACUCUUACAUCCUUAUUGAUUGAACUUUGGUUAUACCCUUCAAAUAUCUCUUUGGAUUUGUGAUUAUAUGGUAAUCAAAUAGUAUAGUUAGUAAUCUAUGCACAAGGAUAGUAUAAGGUGAUGUUCCCUGGGUUUUUUUUUUGGUACAGAAGGGGAUCGAGUUUCCGACAGUCGGUCAAACACUAUUGGAAGAAGCACUGCUUUUCAUGUUAAACGAUCAUAAUGUUUGUUCAAUUAGAGAGGGAAAUUCAUUUAGUGGCAAACAUCACACUAUGCAUACCUGCCAACAUUUGAAAGUGAGAAAUUUGUUUGUUUGCUUGUUGUUGUUUUUUGCUGGGGGGGGGGGGGUGAAUUUGUGACUAAACUUGUAAUUAUUGACCAAGGCAGGUCUUGUAUGUCAUUUAAGGUGAUAAGUCAAACAUGUAAAAAGGAUCACAGUUAUUGUGUUAUAAUCCCAAGUAAUUUUACAUUUCCAUAGAAUUGUUGUAAUCUACAUUCUUUGGAUUCCGGGUGCAAAAAAUAUAUGCUGUACAUUUUAACUCUUUAACUGAAAUGGAUAUCUUUUAGCAUUUACAUGUGCAUGUAUUUAACAAAUGUCCCUUUUUUAAGUAAAAAGUAUAGACUAUGGAAGUUUGUAAAUAAAACAAAUCACAUGCAA
Messenger RNA from Strongylocentrotus purpuratus (purple sea urchin), 1830 nucleotides. RefSeq lists its product as uncharacterized. The transcript has 10 exons. Gene Ontology annotation, molecular function: gamma-tubulin binding. The coding region runs from base 250 to 1191 and encodes 313 amino acids. Gene Ontology annotation, biological process: regulation of microtubule cytoskeleton organization; cilium assembly. Gene Ontology annotation, cellular component: centrosome. Lineage: Eukaryota; Metazoa; Echinodermata; Echinoidea; Camarodonta; Strongylocentrotidae. The record is from RefSeq and is a predicted model, not a curated record.